This is a messenger RNA of Symbiodinium sp. CCMP2456, 492 nucleotides long. The record is from the annotation of a GenBank genome assembly. Lineage: Eukaryota; Dinophyceae; Suessiales; Symbiodiniaceae.
AUGCUGCAUGAGAUGCACAUUUUGACUGCGAUCAGCCACCCCUGCUUGGUGAACCUGUUGGGAGCGAAUCUGGAUAGGGAGCAGGAGCCUCUGUUUGUCACAGAGUUCAUGGAGGGCGGCGACGUGGAAACCUACAUGCACAAGCAGCGCCAGUCAUCGUACAACAAUUUCUUCAAGCCGCGAUUCUCGCUUGCUCUUCAGUGGGCAACCUCCACUGCAGAGGCCCUGGCCUACCUGCAUGGUCUGAAUCAUCCCAUAAUUCAUCGAGAUUUGAAGCCGCUGAACCUGCUUCUCACCAAAGACCUCCAAGUGAAGGUAACGGACUUCGGCAUCAGUAAGGUCCUCCCUUACAGGAACGGAUGCCUCCAAACCGACACAAAGCCGGCCCCGAAGAUGACGGGCGGCGUCGGCACAUGGCGCUACAUGGCUCCGGAAGUGGUCCGCUACGAGCAGUACACUGACCGGGUCGACAUCUACUCCUUGAGCCUUAUU